Messenger RNA from Manihot esculenta (cassava), 3263 nucleotides. Its product is annotated as monosaccharide-sensing protein 2. Gene Ontology annotation, molecular function: myo-inositol:proton symporter activity. The transcript has 6 exons. Bases 905 to 3106 code for a protein of 733 amino acids. The record is from RefSeq and is a predicted model, not a curated record. Gene Ontology annotation, cellular component: membrane. Gene Ontology annotation, biological process: transmembrane transport. NCBI's taxonomy places the organism in Eukaryota, Viridiplantae, Streptophyta, Magnoliopsida, Malpighiales, Euphorbiaceae.
GCCAUGAAAACAAAAAGUAUAACAAAAUACAAUAUCUAUCCUCGAACUUGAUCGCUCGGUUGGUCCGUUUGGAAGCCACAGAUCAUCAGAGUAGUAGGUUCAGGACACCCUUUUCCAAUUUCUUUCAUUUUUCAAAGAAAUUUUCAUCAUCUCUCAGUUUUCAUUUUUAGUUUUCAGAUUCUGUGGGUAUAUAUCUGCUCCAACUUGUUUACAGUACAUUGAUUUUGUAGCCGGCGGGAACCUCUCAUGGUUUCCGGUGAACUUUGUAACUGGGUUGUUGAGGGAGAGGUGUUUACUCAAUUGCGUGAGUGAGUGAGGAGCGAGUGUUUGAGUAGUGUUGGGUUGCUGUUGAAGGGUUGUUGGGAAAAGGGGUAUAAUUAAUCUCAGCUUCAGUUGUCCCUAAAGUCGGUUUCUUUAACCUUCUCCUCGAUAUUUUUUUGAACAUCUCGUGUCACCUUUUUCUAGCCAAGGAUUCCUCAACCGAGUAGCCAGUUCAUCAAGCACUUGGAAACGCUAAUAUUCUUCCUUUUGUUAGAGCUGUAUCUUCUUUGAUUUCAGUAUUCUGUCUCAAGCCUCAUCUCACCUAUUUGGGCUAUCAAUAGGUGAGCAAUCUUAAAGAUUUCGCCUUCCUGGCUAGUUCUAUUUGCUGAUGUUAUCUGGGUUUUGUAUUUUUUUUUUCCCUGAUUGCGUGAGUGUAUAAGUUUUCAAAUUUAGUCAAUUCAUUGUAAGAGUCUGCUUUGACUGAUGCGAUAGGUUGAUUCCUUUCUUUUAUAGUAAUACGAGGUCCACUGAUGAGUACAUCAGAUCUGAAUUAUGUCGCUGAUGUUGCUUAUUGGUGAUCUGAGUUCUUCUUUUCUUGCAGUUUAGUUCUUAUAGAUUAGGAGUUUGAUUCAUUGGUUAAAAGAUGAACGGCGCUGUAUUAGUGGCUGUUGCUGCAUGCAUUGGUAGCUUCUUGCAAGGAUGGGAUAAUGCUACUAUUUCUGGGGCUAUUGUUUACAUCAAGAAGGACCUUGAUUUGCAAACUACAGUCGAAGGUCUAGUUGUGGCCAUGUCACUUAUUGGAGCCACAGCGAUCACAACAUGUUCAGGAGCAAUUUCAGAUUGGCUUGGCCGGCGUCCAAUGCUAAUAAUUUCGUCUACGCUUUACUUUGUUAGUGGUUUAAUAAUGGUUUGGUCUCCAAAUGUUUAUAUCCUGUGCAUAGCAAGGCUUUUAGACGGAUUUGCAAUUGGCUUAGCUGUUACACUUGUUCCAGUGUAUAUAUCUGAGACUGCUCCGUCAGAUAUAAGGGGAAUGUUAAAUACCCUCCCUCAGUUCACUGGUUCAGGAGGGAUGUUUUUGUCGUAUUGUAUGGUUUUUGGGAUGUCAUUAACACCCUCACCAAGUUGGAGGUUGAUGCUUGGAAUUCUUUCUAUUCCUUCUCUGCUAUAUUUUGCAUUGACAAUAUUUUAUUUGCCUGAAACUCCUCGAUGGCUUGUGAGCAAAGGUAAGAUGCUUGAGGCUAAACGAGUUCUGCAGAGAUUACGUGGGAGAGAAGAUGUUUCAGGGGAGAUGGCUUUACUGGUUGAAGGUCUUGGUAUCGGGGGUGAAACUUCAAUAGAGGAGUACAUAAUAGGCCCUGCAGAUGAACUUGCUGAUGAUCAUGAACCCACUGCUGAGAAAGAUAAAAUCAAACUAUAUGGGUCUGAAGCAGGCCUCUCCUGGGUUGCCAAACCUGUCACUGGGCAGAGUUCUCUUGCUCUUGUAUCACGCCAGGGAACCAUGGUGAACCAAAGCAUGCCUCUUAUGGAUCCUCUUGUGACUCUUUUCGGUAGUGUUCAUGAAAAGCUUCCUGAAACAGGAAGCAUGCUUUUCCCUAAUUUUGGUAGCAUGUUUAGUACAGCAGAACCUCAUGUUAAACAUGACCAUUGGGAUGAAGAGAGCCUACAGAGAGAAGGUGAGGACUACACAUCAGAAGCUGGUGGGGGAGACUCGGAUGACAAUUUACAGAGUCCAUUAAUCUCACGGCAGACAACAAGCAUGGAAAAGGAUAUGCACCCUCCACCUUCCCAUGGCAGCAUUUUUAGCAUGAGACACCAUAGCAGUCUCAUGCACGGAGAAGCUGUUGGUGCUACCGGUAUUGGUGGUGGUUGGCAGUUGGCAUGGAAAUGGUCUGAGAGAGAAGGAGAGGAUGGAAAGGAAGGAGGUUUUAAAAGGAUUUAUUUGCACCAAGAGGGAGUCCCUGGAUCUCGUCGUGGGUCUCUUGUUUCACUUCCUGGUGGUGAUGUUCCUGCAGAAGGCGAGUAUGUCCAGGCUGCUGCUUUGGUAAGUCAGCCUGCUCUUUAUUCCAAGGAGCUUCUGGAUCAGCAUGCAGUUGGACCUGCAAUGAUUCACCCAGCUGAAACUGCCAAAAAGGGGAUAAUUUGGGAUGCUUUACUUGAUCCAGGAGUUAAGCGUGCAUUGAUUGUUGGGGUUGGAAUUCAAAUUCUUCAGCAGUUAUCUGGUAUCGGUGGUAUUCUCUAUUACACUCCUCAGAUUCUCGAAGAGGCAGGUGUUGAAGUUCUUCUUGUUAACCUGGGACUUACUUCGACAUCUGCGUCUUUCCUUAUUAGUGCAUUCACAACAUUUCUGAUGCUUCCUUGUAUAGCUGUAGGCAUGAGGCUUAUGGAUGUCUCAGGCAGAAGGACUCUGCUACUCACCACAAUUCCUGUCCUUAUAGCCUCCCUCAUCAUCCUAAUUAUUGGCCAACUCGUGGACUUGGGUACAGUCGCCAAUGCAGCAAUUUCAACUGUUUGUGUUGUCAUCUACUUCUGCUGCUUUGUUAUGGCUUAUGGGCCAAUUCCAAAUAUCCUCUGCUCAGAGAUCUUCCCCACAAGGGUUCGUGGUCUGUGCAUUGCUAUAUGUGCCCUAGUGUACUGGAUUGCGGAUAUCAUUGUUACCUACACUCUGCCUGUAUUGCUAACUUCAGUUGGCCUAAAGGGUAUCUUUAUCAUUUUUGCCGUUAUGUGCACCAUCUCUUGGGUCUUCGUCUUCUUGAAGGUCCCAGAAACCAAAGGCAUGCCCCUUGAAGUCAUUUCAGAGUUCUUUGCUGUUGGCGCAAGACAAGCUGCUGCUGCCAAGAGUGAUUGACAGAAGAAGUUUGGAUGGCCUGCUGAUUCUUUUGCAGUUUUGAGCUGCUAGAGAUGCCAUCACGUUGAGAACAAAGGUCUUCUAAUUAAACAAUUAAAUUGCCAUUGUGUUUCAAAUUUUUUGCAUUAUAAUAUUAAAUAUAGAGAUAAUUGAUUCA